AUGAAAAUAGAAACAAUUCUCAAGCCCGACAAAUAUGGAGCGGGACUCAAGGGCAUUUUCCGACAAGCUAUGCAUGAAAUGCCAUUGAUUACAAUAUGUUCUCCGUUCUGCAUUGUCGGCUUAGGGCUGAUUAUGUACCAUACUUAUAGAUACGAACAAAAUGAUGGAAACAAUAAGAAAUAUAAAUUCAAAUAUACCCUUUACCGACCAGAUGAUCCCAGAGUUCCACACAUCAAGAAUUGA
Molecule: messenger RNA, 243 nt
Organism: Macrosiphum euphorbiae (potato aphid)
Lineage: Eukaryota; Metazoa; Arthropoda; Insecta; Hemiptera; Aphididae
Source: the annotation of a GenBank genome assembly